AUGUCCUAUAAUUCUUGGAACACUUCCUUAUGUCCAACUCCAUUAGUAUCCCAAAACAGUUCAUCUCCUUCCAUAUCACAAUGGGCUAACUUCAUUUUUCUUUCUCCAUGUUCCCAAAAAGCUUUGUAUAUUUCCUUUGAUGUUAUUUUAUUGCUUGUGCUCUUUACUAUCUUCUUGUUUAAGCUCAUUUUCAAAGAAAGAAAGACUUCAUCAACUAGCUAUGGAGUUCAUGUUGAGACAAAUAUUUGGUAUAAACUAUCCUUCAUUGUAACUAUUUUGUUAGCACUUAUUCAUUUAGUUAUUGCUAUCUUAGCCUUUAGUAGUAAAAAUAGUGGGUCCCAAUGGAGGAUUGUGGAGGGCACAUUUGGGAUCAUUCAAUUGAUAACUUAUGUUGUUAUAGCAAUGUUAAUUGCCCUUGAGAAGAAGUCUAAGGAAGCUAAGCAUCGAGUAUCGUUUCGAGUGUAUUGGGUUGUUAGUUUCUUGUUUAAUACCUUGUUCUUAGUUUCAAGAAAUGUGCAUGAUUUGAAAUUAGAUGAUGUACUUUCUUUGAUGUGUUUUGCACUAUCAUUUGUUCUUCUAGUGGUUGGCAUUAAGGGUUCAAAAGGAAUAAUGAUGUCAAGACAAAAUGAUACUCUAAAUGAACCUCUUUUAGAGCAAUCUUUUGUUAGUGAUUAUGCAAAUGCAUCAUUUAUUUCAAAUCUAUUUUGGUUAUGGAUGAACCCCUUGUUGAGUAAAGGGUACAAAAGGCCUUUAAGUGUUGAUGAUGUGCCGGCUCUUUCACCUGAACAUGGAGCUGAAAGAAUGUCGAUACUCUUUCAAUCGAAAUGGCCUAACCCGAAUGAAGAGUGCCUAAACCCGGUUAGUCUCACUCUUUUUAGAUGCUUUUGGAAGGAAAUUGCAUUUACUGCUUUCUUAGCGGUUGUAAGAAUUUGUGUCAUGUAUGUUGGUCCGUUUAUGAUACAUAGAUUCAUUGCUUUUACUUCCGGUGUUAGAAGUUCCCCUUAUGAAGGGUACUUACUAGUUCUCAUCCUCCUGUUGGCGAAAAUUAUUGAAGUGAUGACUUCACAUCAAUUCAAUUUCCAUUCUCAAAAGCUUGGGAUGCUAAUCCGUUCUACACUCGUUACAAAUUUGUACAAAAAAGGGCUAAAGUUAUCAUGCUCGGCUAGGCAAACACACGGAGUAGGACAGAUUGUAAAUUACAUGGCAGUUGAUGCUCAACAACUUUCCGAUAUGAUGCUGCAGCUCCACGCUGUCUGGCAAAUGCCUCUACAACUCUCUAUCGCUUUACUUCUCCUAUACAACUAUAUAGGUAAAUCUGUGAUCACUGCAUUGGUUGGAAUUCUCGGGGUGCUUUUGUUUAUGUUAAUUUGUAUGAAAAGAGACAGGACUUUUCAAUUCAAUGUGAUGAAAAAUCGCGACUCUAGGAUGAAGGCGACCAACGAAAUGCUUAACUACAUGCGGGUUAUCAAAUUUCAAGCAUGGGAAGAGCACUUCAACACGCAAAUCACGUCAAUUCGAGAAUCAGAAUAUAGUUGGCUAGCCAAGCUUCUUUACUCUAUAGCUACCAAUAUGGUAGUAUUAUGGUCUUUACCUCUAGUGGUGUCAACCAUCACAUUCGGCACUGCCAUCCUUUUGGGUGUUUCAUUUGAUGCAGCAACAGUAUUCACAACUAUAACUCUUUUCAAGAUGCUGCAGGAGCCUAUUAGGACAUUCCCACAAUCUAUGAUUUCGAUAUUGCAGGCUAUGGUUUCAUUGAAGAGACUCGAUGUUUUCAUGACAAGUAAGGAAUUGGUGGAAGGAGCAGUGGAGCGAGUUGUGGGAGAUGAUACUAUAGCAGUCACGGUUACAGAUGGUUUCUUUAGCUGGGAUGACGAAGGCGAGGAAGAAGUGUUGAAAAACAUAAAUUUAAGCAUUGAGAAAGGGCAGCUUGCUUCCAUUGUUGGUACAGUUGGAUCAGGAAAAUCCUCUUUACUUUCAUCAAUCCUAGGAGAAAUGCACAAAAUAAGAGGAAAGAUCAAAGUUUGUGGAACUACAGCCUAUGUAGCUCAGACUGCUUGGAUACAGAGCGGGACAAUUCAACAGAAUAUCCUGUUUGGCUUGCCUAUGAACCAACAAAAGUACAAAGAAGUUUUGAGGGUUUGUUGCCUUGAGAAUGAUUUGGAAAUGAUGGAGUUUGGCGAUGACACUGAGAUUGGAGAGCGAGGCAUUAACCUUAGCGGUGGACAAAAGCAACGUAUACAGCUUGCUAGAGCUGUCUAUCAAGACUCCGAUAUAUAUUUGCUCGAUGAUGUCUUCAGUGCAGUAGAUGCUCAUACUGGAUCGCAAAUAUUCAAGGAGUGUGUAAGAGGAGCUCUAAGGGAUAAAACUGUUAUACUUGUAACUCACCAAGUGGACUUCUUGUAUAAUGUGGAUCUCAUCUUGGUAAUGCGAAAAGGGAGGAUCGUGCAGGAAGGAAAAUACGACAAUCUUCUAGAAACAGGCACUGAUUUUCAUGCUCUUGUUGCUGCCCAUGAGACUUCCAUGAAGCUCGUAGAAGAAGGAAAUGCCACGGAGACUCUGAAAGAUUCACCUCGUCAUAAAAAUGAUCCUAACACAUCGUCAAGUAAUCAUCAAAUUACUGUGGAAAACGAUAAUAUAACAAGAUCCUACUCGAAAAAGGGUGGGUCUAAAUUGAUUAAAGACGAGGAAAGGGAAACCGGAAAAGUUAGUUUGCAUAUAUACAAGGUUUACUGCACAGAAGCUUUGGGAUGGUGGGGAGUAGCUGCUGGUUUACUGUUCUCUUUGUCUUGGCAAUCAUCUAUGAUGGCUGCUGAUUACUGGCUGGCUUACGAAACCUCUGAACAACGCUCCUCAUCGUUCAAUCCUUCUUUCUUCAUUCGUAUCUAUUCCAUUAUUGCAAUUAUAUCUGUUGUGUUGGUCAUCUUUCGAUCCUUUUUCAUUAUGUUUAUUGGAUUGAAGACCGCUCAAAUUUUCUUCAACCGAAUUCUCAGCAACAUUCUUCACACUCCCAUGUCAUUCUUCGAUAUGACACCAUCAGGAAGAAUUUUAAGUAGGGCUUCUACUGAUCAGACCAACGUCGAUGUUUUUGUGCCUCUAUUUAUGAACCUUGCAUUAUCCAUGUACAUGACUUUGCUCAGCACUUUCAUUGUCACUUGCCAGUAUGCUUGGCCAACUGUUUUUCUCUUGAUUCCGCUUGGAUGGUUGAAUAUGUGGUACAGGGAUUACUAUCUUGCAACAUCACGUGAACUGACUCGACUUGACUCAAUCACAAAAGCCCCUGUUAUCCAUCACUUCUCAGAGAGCAUUUCAGGGUUCAUGACAAUCCGGUGUUUCAGAAAGCAGACCGAUUUCAUUCAGGAAAAUGUUAAUCGAGUCAAUGCCAAUCUCCGCAUGGACUUGCACAACAAUGGAUCAAAUGAAUGGUUAGGAUUUCGUUUAGAACUUCUCGGGAGCUUGUUUCUCUGUACAUCAACAUUGUUCAUGAUCCUACUUCCUAGCAACAUUAUCAAACCAGAAAAUGUUGGUUUGUCACUGUCUUAUGGACUGUCUCUCAACUCUGUGAUGUUUUGGGCUAUAUACAUGAGCUGCUUCGUCGAGAAUAGAAUGGUUUCAGUAGAGAGGAUAAAACAAUUCACUGAAAUCCCUUCGGAAGCUGCCUGGACUGUUGAGGAUCGCGUUCUUCCAACAACUUGGCCAGCUCAAGGCAAUAUUGAGCUUGAAAACUUGCAGGUUAGAUAUAGGCCUAAUACUCCUCUAGUACUGAAGGGUAUAACAUUAAGCAUUAAAGGAGGAGAGAAAGUCGGUGUGGUAGGGCGAACAGGAAGCGGAAAAUCAACUCUGGUUCAAGUGUUCUUUAGGCUCAUUGAGCCCUCUGCAGGAAGAAUUGUGAUCGAUCAUAUCGAUAUAUCAACGAUAGGGCUCCACGAUCUUAGGUCUCGUUUUGGGAUAAUCCCUCAGGAGCCCGUUCUUUUCGAAGGGACUAUAAGAAGCAACAUCGACCCUACUAACCAAUACUCAGAACAAGAGAUUUGGAAGAGUCUGGAGCGAUGCCAGCUUAAAGAUGUGGUGGCUUCCAAACCCGAAAAACUCGAUGCUCCUGUGGUGGAUAACGGAGAUAAUUGGAGUGUUGGGCAGAGACAACUUCUAUGCUUAGGCCGAAUCCUGCUGAAGAAAAGUCGAGUGUUGUUCAUGGACGAAGCAACUGCUUCCGUAGACUCACAAACUGAUGUAGUGAUACAAAACAUCAUUAGAGAAGACUUUGCUGCUUGCACAAUUCUCAGCAUUGCUCACAGGAUACCUACUGUUAUGGACUGUGAUAGUGUACUUGUAAUAGAUGCAGGGAAAGCGAAGGAAUUUGAUUCCCCGUCACUGUUACUCGCGAGGCCAUCGCUUUUCGGGGCAUUAGUUCAAGAGUACGCCAAUCGGUCCUCCGAAUUCUGAUACUUCCUUAUGUAUUAUGUGAUCAUCCUGUUGUAUAGCUGUAAGAUUGCAACAUUGUCGCAAUAAAGAAAUGCUCUAUAAUUUACUGAUAAGGUUUAUUACUAUGAUAUAUUGUGCAAUGUUGUGCAUCUUUUGGGGUGUUGAACUUUAAC
Messenger RNA from Amaranthus tricolor (Joseph's coat), 4592 nucleotides. Its product is annotated as ABC transporter C family member 14-like. Gene Ontology annotation, molecular function: ABC-type transporter activity; ATP hydrolysis activity; ATP binding. The record is from RefSeq and is a predicted model, not a curated record. Gene Ontology annotation, biological process: transmembrane transport. NCBI's taxonomy places the organism in Eukaryota, Viridiplantae, Streptophyta, Magnoliopsida, Caryophyllales, Amaranthaceae. Gene Ontology annotation, cellular component: vacuolar membrane; plant-type vacuole. Bases 1 to 4440 code for a protein of 1479 amino acids. The transcript is spliced from 11 exons.